Syngnathus typhle (broad-nosed pipefish) is the source of this 2506-nucleotide messenger RNA. Its product is annotated as phosphatase and actin regulator 1-like. Bases 30 to 1700 code for a protein of 556 amino acids. The transcript has 13 exons. Gene Ontology annotation, molecular function: actin binding. Gene Ontology annotation, biological process: cell motility; stress fiber assembly. Lineage: Eukaryota; Metazoa; Chordata; Actinopteri; Syngnathiformes; Syngnathidae. The record is from RefSeq and is a predicted model, not a curated record.
CGCUGGCCGGCUGGCAGGCCCGGGUGGACAUGGCGGCGGCGGCGGCCCCGGAGCAAGAGGACCGCAGGCCGAUCCGGAGGGUUCGUUCCAAGAGUGACACGCCUUACAUCAACGAAGCGAGGAUCUCUUUGCACCUGGAGACAGCCGAAGAAGUAGAAAGGCUAGCGGCAAUGCGCUCUGAUUCACUGGUUCCUGGCACGCACACGCCUCCCAUCAGGCGGCGAAGUAAAUUUGCCACCCUGGGGCGUCUCUUUAAACCCUGGAAAUGGAGAAAGAAGAAGAGUGAAAAGUUCAAGCAGACCUCCGCUGUGUUGGAAAGGAAAAUGUCCACAAGACAGAGCAGAGAGGAACUGAUCAAGAAAGGCGUGCUGAAGGAAGUUUACGAGAAAGUAGACAGUUCGUCAUCAUCGGUACCACAGGAGGAGGGGAAGAUGCAAAAUGGCCGCUCUCCCGUGCCGGGGCGCAAUUUGCCACAAUUUGAAGGUACCCAGCCAAUGGAAGGAGCGGCUGGGACCGGAGGUGUACUGGUGUUUGACAUCCCCGUUGAGAGUACAAGUCAACCGGACCAAGCUCAAAAAUGUAACCAGGCUCCCCCCGCAAAAAAACCUUCUGUGUACCCCACGGACGAUAUUGACUCAACAUUGCACAGACCUCCUGCAAUACACAAGCAAGGUCCAGCGCUACUACCAAAACCUUCCAGCAGGAUCGCAAAUCACACAACAGAUGGCACCCCGGUGAAGUUGCCGUGCAUGGCAGUGAAGCUAUCUCCUCCUCUAGCGCCCAAGAAGCUCAUGAUCUCCGUACCCGCGGGGUGCGUGGAAGCCUUCCCGCCUCUGCUCGCCUUCCAGAAGUGCUCCGCCCCUGCCAGCCACGCCCCCGUGGGCGGCCACUCACUGCAGUACGGAACACUGCCCGUCCCGCUUCACCCGCCGAGCCGAAUCAUCGAGGAGCUUAACAAGACCCUAGCCCUGACCAUGCAGAGGUUUGAGAGUUCUGUGAUGCGCGGCAUUCCCACGGUGAUGAUGGAAUGCGACGACAAGGAGAAUCUCCCCAAUGAGGCGGACUACGAGGAUCUGCCUGUGAUGUAUGGGGAUGACGAUGAAGACGAGGAGGAAUUAGAGGAGGAAGAUGAACAAGUGGAUGAGGAGGAGGAGGAGGAUGAUGAGGAGGAGGAUGAAGCAUUGUUUACAAGCACGCUGGCCCUGAAGGUGCUACGAAAGGACUCUUUAGCCAUUAAAAUCAGCAACCGUCCAUCAAAGAGGGAGCUGGAGGAGAAGAACAUUCUGCCGCUACAGUCCGACCAGGAGAGACUCGAGUCCCGACAGCAAACAGCGACCAAGCUGACACGACGAUUGAGUCAGCGCCCAACUGCCGAGGAACUGGAACAGAGGAAUAUCCUGAAACCUCGAAACGACCUGGAGGAGCAGGAGGAGAAGAGGGAGAUCAAGAGACAUUUAUCCAAAAAACUCAGCCAGCGGCCCACGGUGGAGGAGCUAAGGGAAGCAAAGAUCCUCAUUCGCUUUAGCGACUACGUGGAAGUUGCCGAGGCUCAGGACUACGAUAGGAGGGCAGACAAGCCCUGGACGCGACUGACGGCCGCUGACAAGGCUGCCAUAAGGAAAGAGCUGAAUGAGUUUAAAAGCACCGAGAUGGAUGUGCACGAGUCCAGUCGUCACUUCACCAGGUUUCAUCGGCCCUAAAGGAACGGUGAUAUUGCCGCAUAGGCGGGCAGACGACACACUCGGCAACUUUCCUUGGAAUGUCGUUCCAGGCUGAUUUGGAUUUCCAUAAACAUUUUGUAUCAACAAACUGCACUUUUGUCAAGUCAAAUUGGUGCCAAUUCGGAUUCAUUGAAAGAAGACUGGACUUGAAUGAGACUAUUGGUGAUUUGGAAAUCCUAAUUCAGAUUCAGACUCAUUUGAGCCUUUUCCAUGUUUUACUGCUAAAGAGCAACAUCUUUCUGUUCAUCCACCAACGUCCUGUUUUUUUCAGGCCACGAGGUUCUUGCGGCCGGCAACAAUUCUAAUCUCCGUGUUCAACUUGCACUAUGUUGAAUUGUGACAGGGUACAAUGAUCGUGUUCCAUAAAUCAAGCAGAAUGAAGGGACAGAUUAUGUGCAAUGAGACUUAAGUAGACUAUUGUGACUUUUAAUAAUAUCAUGGGGGGGGUUAUGAUAUCAUUUAUGUCAGUGUUUGUUGGGACCAUUUCCAUUCUUCCAGGUGAGUUGAGUCUCACCCAAUACUUGGUUCUUCAAAAAUCAAAUGUCUUCAAAACCAAAUCAGCAGUGCAAUAAUCUCAAACAAAUCUUGACUUGUUGAAGCGAGCACAACUUCCUAAUUUGAACCAAACGACGCGAGUCCAUUUGAACGCAUUCCACAAUUGCCGACGUGGACCCUCCAGUGAGCUUCUGGUUCAGAGCGCCUGCAGUCAGGUUGACAGCACUCUUGAUUUCUCCAUACUGCUCCGUGUUUGUGUGUGAGAGCAUCUGCGUGAUAGUGUGCGUGUG